This is a messenger RNA of Phymastichus coffea, 3245 nucleotides long. Its product is annotated as sialin-like. Gene Ontology annotation, biological process: transmembrane transport; monoatomic anion transport. The record is from RefSeq and is a predicted model, not a curated record. Lineage: Eukaryota; Metazoa; Arthropoda; Insecta; Hymenoptera; Eulophidae. Gene Ontology annotation, molecular function: transmembrane transporter activity. The transcript is spliced from 4 exons. Bases 90 to 1589 code for a protein of 499 amino acids.
UAUGCAAGUUGGCGAGAAUAUAAAUUACGUGAUGUAAAUAGGCCUUGUAAAAGAAUUGAGCGAUGUAAUGUGCAUAAAUUUCUAAAGCGAUGUUUUCUUGGAAAUCUUGUUGUUCUGGCAUUCCGCAACGAUGGGUAUUUUCCAUUUUAGGCAGUCUAGGGAUUUGUAUUGGAAGUGUUUAUCAAGUAAUUAUUUCAAUUACUAUUGUUGAAAUGAUAUUACCAUUGGAAGAAUCAUUCGAACAGAAAAUUGAUGGUACUUGUGAAGAUAAAAGUAACGUCAUUAUUAUAAAUAAAACGUCCGUAUCCUUCCAAAAUGUAAAUAACUCAUCAAAAAUACUUUAUGAUUGGGAUGAAUACACGCAAGGAAUAAUUCUAUCGUCAUAUUUCUGGACGUACUCUUUAGCACAAUGUUUUUGCGGUAUCAUAUCGGAACGCUUUGGUGGUAAAUACGUCUUUGGAUUAGGCAUCUUUAUACCGGCAGUAAUAACUUUUUUUACGCCAUUUGCGAUUUCAUCGGGUGGUUCCGUAGCCCUUGUAGCAUCUCGCGCACUGAUGGGAAUACCAAAUGCAUCUAUGUACCCAGCAUCUAGUACUUUAGUAUCGCGUUGGACAACGUCAGCAGAAAGAACAAGGAUUGGAAAUACAGUUUACGCUGGACAACUUCCAGGUUUAUUUAUUGGUACAGUUGUUCCUGCAUUAAUUAUGAAAUAUUCAGGCACGGGAUGGCCAGCUGUUUUCUAUUUCUUUGGCAUCAUUGGAAUAAUUUGGUUUAUUGUUUGGUGCAUGUUGGUGUAUGAUAGUCCAGAGCAACAUCCAUUCAUAUCUGACGAAGAAUUGGCACAUUUACAAAGUAACAAAAGCAUGGAAGAAUGCUAUUAUGGGACAUCACCUCCAUGGAAGCAUAUUCUAAUGUGUAAAGAAUUUUGGGCGUUUACAAUAUGUGCUAGUGGUAGUAAUUGGUCAUAUUAUUCUAUGAUUACCGACUUGCCAAAGUACAUGAGCGGUGUUGUUAAAUUUUCAAUAGAGGAUAACGGAUACUUCUCAUCGGUGCCAUAUUUAUUUAUGUGGUUUAAUGCCAAUCUCAGUACAUGGAUAAGCGAUAAAGCUAUAGAAAAGCGAUGGGUUUCUUUGACUAAUAUACGGAAGAUAUUUGGAACAAUAUCCGUAACUGGUCCUAGUGUAUUCUUACUCUUGGCGUCUUAUGCUGAGUGUAACAAAGUCUGGGUUGUCGGAAUGUUUUUCAUUGGAAUUACAGCAAUGGGCAGUUUAUAUCCUAGUAUAUUGAUGAACCCUUUAGAUUUGAGUCCAAGGUACGCCGGCUCGAUAAUGUCUCUGGGUAAUGGUAUUGGCGCACUUGUAGGUAUUGUCAUACCUUAUAUAACUGGCGUACUUACACCAAAUCAAACUAUCGGGGAAUGGCGAUUAGUGUUUUGGAUUGUCUUUAUAUUUUCGCUAAUACCAAAUUUGAUUUAUCUUUUAUGGUUCAAUGCGGAAGUUAAAAACUGGAACGAUUUGAAAACCAUAAGAAAUAAGAAUACUAUAACAAGAAAUAAUGUUGACAUUGAACUUGAAGCUAUAAUUAGGUAACCGCUCAUAACAGAACUAAAGUAUAUCUGAUUGGAUAACACUUGUAAAUUUAUCAUGUGGACACGAUUUGUUAUCUAUAUGUAUUUAGAAAAGACAUCUGUUGUCAAGACAUUUUUGCUGAAUAUUUGCAGAGUAAUGAAAGAAACUAUUGAAAGAUAGCACAAAAUAUAGUAGAAAGACAAACGCGCAAAAACGAUCACACAAUUGUUUUGAUUGGUAAUGAAAAUUAAGUAUCUAGAACUUGAUGUAAAUAGAAUGUGAAAAAGUAUCAACAGUGACGCGAAUAAGAAUUUAUUUAUAGUUGCAACAUUCAUUGAAGCGUUUCAAUUUUGUAUCAUAAUAACUAACCGAUAUCAGCUAGCGAAUCAUUAUUAGAAACCAUCAUGUAAUUUUCUAUGAAUGCUAACGAGUAAGAUUUAUGAAAAUAGGAUUAUUAAGGUAGGUAUAAUCACUGUGGGACUAUUUGUAAGCUUGUGCAACUUUUGGUUAACAAUGGAUUAUUUCAAUAUAAUAACUCAUUGCAUGAGCUUUUAAUGGCGUCUUGCUUGUGCUAUCGCACUUUAAACCGACCCUCCUUUUUUUACAUAUGCAAGGACAGUGGAUCUAAUAGAAACGAUUUGGAAAAGAGCGUUUUUACUCUGUACAAUCAUACUCGAUACAUGUAAAUAAGUUACAAUUUUAAUAUUCCUUAUAUCUCUAAUGCUAUAAGACAAUCAGUAUUAUAUAGUAAUAUCACAAUUACUUUUUGAUUUUGAAAAAAAUCGAUCUUUUAACUUUAAUAACUAGAAUAACUAAAUUUACUUUAGCUAAUUGUCAAAUUUUCUCUUUGACUAUGUACAGUAAAUCAAAACUAGGACAUAAAAACACAUAAAUUACUAUAUUAAAGUGAAUAGAAUGACAACGAUCCUUUAAAUAAUUUAUGAAAUUGAAUCAAGAUGUUGAAUAUACUAUAAUAGUGUUUAUUCAUAAUUUAUGAUUAAUCUUCGAUAUAGCUCAAUAUUAGGUGUACUUAAACGAUAAAAGUAGUUGGGACGGCAUUUUACUUAUGUACAAACGAGAAAUUGUUGUGAUGAGUGAUUUUGAAAGAAUAAGUAAUGACGGAUCGAAUGGCAUAUUGCAGUUAUAUGUUUAGAUAAAUUAGAUUUGCUUAUAUGGCAUAUAUUCGCCAAAAGAAGAUUCAAUGGGCUAAAAUCGGGCGUCUGAUCACAAAACGGCUUCUGCAAAAUGGAGUGCGUCCUCUAGGAUAAUUUGAAACUAUGAAACUGUCAUUGCUUAACAGCAUGAACAUAAUGCCACAACGUUGAUACGCAUAAAUUCUAAAUUCUGACAUAAUCCCAUAUUAGGUACAGUCCCAUAUCGAUUUUACCUACCUUAGUAUUUUUGUAGAAUUAUAGAUUUAGCGCAAAGACUACAUCGUGAAAAAAGUGUCACAAAAAUUGAAUGAAUAAAUAAUUGUUGAUAGUUAUCGAAGUACUCAAAUAUUGUAUCAUAAUCACUAAUUUACAUAUCUUAUGAUUAAUAACGAUAAUUAGUACAUAUUAGCUAUAUUGUAAUUUGCUAUGAUAGAAAUUAUAUUUAAAUAUAAAAUAUUCUGUACGUAAUUAUUUAAAAUUAUUAGUAGUAUUCAAGUUUAUACUAAUCAAUAAAUUUGUUAUA